Molecule: messenger RNA, 1729 nt
Organism: Parasteatoda tepidariorum (common house spider)
Lineage: Eukaryota; Metazoa; Arthropoda; Arachnida; Araneae; Theridiidae
Gene: mtTFB2
Product: mitochondrial transcription factor B2
Biological process (GO): rRNA methylation; transcription initiation at mitochondrial promoter
Cellular component (GO): mitochondrial matrix
Molecular function (GO): mitochondrial transcription factor activity; rRNA (adenine-N6,N6-)-dimethyltransferase activity
Source: RefSeq, a predicted model, not a curated record
UAUGAUAUUACUAGCUAAUAUACAAAAAUAAUAAACAAAACUUUGCUUUUCUGAUUAUUCAUUCUAACUUUGCUGAUUCAUAUUAUGAAAUCCUAAAUCUCUGGUUUAUUUACGACUUUAAAUUUCAAUUUCAUAAUAAUGUUUAAUUUAAAACCCAAAUUAAAUCGAGAAUUGACUGUUAUGUUUACUUUUAUUUUCUCGUAGUUUAGAAAUUAUUGUAAAGUUCAUAAAUAUUGAUUAUGCUCUUCCAAAAUCUACCCCAAUUUGUACUUACAUAUUUGCGCUUUGCUAAAUUCACCUGCCGGACUUUCUGUCAUCGUUCUACAAAAAGAAAAAAACUCACCACUGAAUCCACUCGUCUUCAGAAGGAACUGAUUGAUAAAAAAUCAGUUUCUCGGGCUAAAAGAAAUGAUUAUCUGUACAUCAAAAAUACGAAAGAUGCUGAAUGUGUAGCAUCAUAUUUGUGUCGAGAUUGGAUGAAGGGAUACAUUUUAGAAGCAAAUCCAGGACCUGGAGCUCUUACAAAAGCCAUUUUGAAUAAUGGAGUUGCUUAUUUGAGAGUUUUUGAAAAGCAAGAAGAGUUUUUACCUGCACUAAAAGAACUUUCAUUGAAAUAUUCAAAUCUGGAUAUUGUUUCUGAUGAUAUGAUGUUUUUACCAUCAUUAGAAGCAAGAUUGUCUACAAAUGAGUCAAGUUCUUUAGAUAGUUUCUUUUCUGAUAUUCCUGAAUGUGCUUGGGAAGGAGGAAUAUCAUUCAGGUUCUUCUCUAUAAUUUAUGGUAAACGAUGCAUCAAAUUCCUUCGAUAUUUGCUUGCUGUACUUCCCAAUAAAGGAUCACUUUUCUCACUUGGAAGAUGUGAAUUCUUUCUAAUUAUUCCGGAAAAUGAAUACUUGUAUAUGCUUGCUGAACCAAAGCUCAAUUUUGCUAGAUAUCGUUGGGUGACUGUACUCUAUCGUGUAUUUUUUGACAUUCAAUUCCUUGAAAAAUUCUCUCCUGAAAUUCUUCAUUCUGCUGUUUCACAUAGGAAAAAGGCAAUGAAAGAGCGGAACUUUUAUUUAAUGAAACUUACUCCUAGACCUGACUUAUUUUCGUUUAUUGUGAAUGGUAAUAGAUUGCCAGAUUUUUAUUUCUUUGUUCGUCACCAUCUCAUCAAACGGACAGGUUUAGUUAUUCCUACACUGGAAGGCUGGAUUCCCUCCUGUGGUCCUAGACUCAUUAAAGAAGGGAUGCAUUUCUUCACCAAAUUUGGGGAUCUGAGCCCUAAACAAAUUUUAGAACUUUUCAACCAAUUCUCCUCAUGGCCUGAGUAUGAGGAUUCAUCAUUUUGUACUGCACUUCAGAGGUAUUAUGGGAAAUGUCCUUUGUCAUUUGAAGAAGACAGCAACGUUUAAUUCUCAUGUACAGUGUGCAAAAUAAAAAUUGGACCACUCUUAAUAACUCUUGAACUAAUGAUGAGAUCUUGACGUUCUAAAACUCAAUCUUAAUGGUUCGAGGGUGAGAUAUUAAACAUGCUAAUUAAUUAGUGCAGAUAGUAUUUUAAGUUGCAAAAUCAGACACAAUAACGUACUUUCUCUGAAUAAACAUACUUUUUUUUCAACGGAUUUGGAUUUUUGACCCCCAAAUCUGGGUAAUAAUGUUCCAAUAGUUAGGUCAGAGGAGCGGUUAAAAGUAUGGAUCUCUUAAUGUUAAUUUUAUAUUUUCCGUAUUUUGCUUUAUCUCUAGAAUUUUA